Messenger RNA from Tribolium madens (black flour beetle), 1124 nucleotides. RefSeq names its product anaphase-promoting complex subunit 13-like. Gene Ontology annotation, cellular component: anaphase-promoting complex; cytoplasm. NCBI's taxonomy places the organism in Eukaryota, Metazoa, Arthropoda, Insecta, Coleoptera, Tenebrionidae. The transcript has 2 exons. Bases 340 to 1107 code for a protein of 255 amino acids. The record is from RefSeq and is a predicted model, not a curated record. Gene Ontology annotation, biological process: protein K11-linked ubiquitination. Gene Ontology annotation, molecular function: zinc ion binding.
UUGCGUUAUAAUUUCAACAUUCAGUGUAGCCAACCAUAUAAAAAUUAAAACGGAACUAAAAAAGUUUGCAACUAAAUUAUUUGUGUUCAUUUUUGCAAUCUGCCGAAUCAUUUGUUCUACCAAUCUUAGAAUGGACAGUUCUGUGGCUGUCGACGGUUAUUUUGUUGAUUUAAUUGACGAUAAUUGGCGCUCCGAGGAACUCCCUAAAGACGACAUCAACGUACCCACGCACGAACUAGCCGAUCCUGAGGCCGAUUCCGGAGAUAUCCACUUAACUCUCAAAGAACAAGAACAAAAGUGGACCGACAUUGCCCUCGGUGCUUUAAGUGAACAUCAGUGAUGGAACUCCCCAAUUUGGGGCAACAAUGUGCCCAUCCAAACUGCCAACAGUUAGAUUUUCUCCCAUUACAAUGUAAAUGCGGCAAACAAUUUUGUUCUGAACAUUUCAACAAGCAUGUGCAAGGGUGUGAAACUUCCACCAACGUUGAGGUAGAACCACAAAGAAUUGAAAAUGUUUACAAGUGCACUUUUGAAAAUUGUCACGAAUCCAGUUUGGUACCUUUGCUUUGUUCCAAUUGUCACAAACAUUUCUGUAUAAAACACCGGCAUAUUACCCAGUGUAGUGAACCAGAUGAGGAAUUCUUUGCUCAAGAAAGGGAAAAACGGGCUGCACCUGUGAGGCAAUUUAAUGAAGCUAAAAAUGCGGUGGACAAACAAAUCGAACAGAACUUAAUUGCGGCUAAAAAGAAGGGCAAAAACUUGGCAAAUAAAGUACAACUUAUGAAGAUCAAGAGUAAGGCUAAAGGGCUCAGCAGUAUUCCAACCACAGACCGUGUUUAUUUCAAUGUUACGCAUCCUGAAACUGGUCAAGUCACACCUGUUUUCGUUUCAAAAAGUUGGAGUUUAGGGCGCGCAAUUGAUGCAAUCGCAAACGAAUGUAAAUUGAGAAAUGAUAAUAAUAAGAUAACUGAAAAAAAAUUGAGGUUGUUUAAACAGGACGACAGUGGGGUAAUUUCAAAAAAUCUUGCAGACUGUCUUGAAAAACUUAUAACUGAUGGUGUAAUAAUGGAUGGGGAAAAUCUUAUUCUAACUUAUGUAGAUCAUUAAUAAAUUUUACAAUCAUA